UCCUGGUACCUCCUCCCGACCGGAUAUAACGGUCCGCGCGCGGCUCUCCGAACCGGAAGUGGAGAGGAACUGUCGCGGGGCGCGUCUGGCCUGACUCAACGCCCGGCAGUCUCUGCCGUUGCAGCCGCCCUCGGCGCUGCCGAGGCUUCCCGCAGUCGCCAUGUCCGCCAGCGCCGUCUACGUGCUGGACUUGAAGGGCAAGGUGCUCAUCUGUCGGAACUACCGUGGCGACGUGGACAUGUCGGAGGUGGAGCACUUCAUGCCCAUCCUGAUGGAGAAGGAGGAGGAGGGCAUGCUGUCCCCCAUCCUGGCCCACGGGGGUGUCCGCUUCAUGUGGAUCAAACACAACAACCUGUAUCUGGUCGCCACCUCCAAGAAGAACGCGUGCGUGUCUCUGGUGUUCUCCUUUCUUUACAAGGUGGUGCAGGUGUUCUCCGAGUACUUCAAGGAGCUGGAGGAGGAGAGCAUCCGCGACAACUUCGUCAUUAUCUACGAGCUGCUGGAUGAGCUCAUGGACUUUGGCUACCCCCAGACCACGGACAGCAAGAUCUUGCAGGAGUACAUCACUCAGGAAGGCCACAAGCUGGAAACAGGGGCCCCGCGGCCCCCAGCCACCGUCACCAACGCAGUGUCUUGGCGGUCUGAAGGCAUCAAGUACCGGAAGAAUGAGGUGUUCUUGGACGUCAUCGAGUCUGUGAACCUCUUGGUCAGUGCCAACGGCAACGUCCUGCGCAGCGAGAUCGUAGGCUCCAUCAAGAUGCGGGUCUUCCUCUCGGGAAUGCCGGAGCUGCGCCUGGGCCUCAACGACAAGGUCCUCUUCGACAACACGGGCCGGGGCAAGAGCAAAUCUGUGGAGCUGGAGGACGUGAAGUUCCACCAGUGCGUGCGCCUUUCGCGCUUCGAGAACGACCGCACCAUCUCCUUCAUCCCGCCAGACGGCGAGUUCGAGCUCAUGUCCUACCGCCUCAACACCCACGUCAAGCCCUUGAUCUGGAUCGAGUCUGUGAUCGAGAAGCACUCCCACAGCCGCAUCGAGUACAUGAUCAAGGCCAAGAGCCAGUUCAAGCGGCGGUCCACUGCCAACAACGUGGAGAUCCACAUCCCCGUGCCCAACGAUGCCGACUCACCCAAGUUCAAGACCACGGUGGGCAGCGUCAAGUGGGUCCCCGAGAACAGCGAGAUCGUGUGGUCCAUCAAGUCCUUUCCAGGCGGCAAGGAGUACCUGAUGCGGGCCCACUUCGGCCUGCCCAGCGUGGAGGCCGAGGACAAGGAGGGCAAGCCCCCCAUCAGCGUCAAGUUCGAGAUCCCCUACUUCACUACCUCAGGCAUCCAGGUGCGCUACCUGAAGAUCAUCGAGAAGAGCGGCUACCAGGCGCUGCCCUGGGUCCGCUACAUCACCCAGAAUGGAGAUUACCAGCUCCGGACCCAGUGAGGGGCCACCACAGCCAACACCCCGGCCCUGCCGGCCUCGGGGUUCCUGGUGGGAGCACCAGGUCGUACCUGCCAAGCCCGCCAGAUGAGGAGGGCCACCCCCCAGGCCCUGGCCGCCACCCUGGCCUCUGCCCAGGGACCUCCCUCCCUCUGCAGGCCACCUGCUCUGCCAUGGACACUCACCUCGGAAGACCUUUUCCCAAAGAGUCUGGCCCCUCAGGAGUCCUGUCUCUUUGUCCCCUGAAGUCCAGGGAAGGACGUGAGGUCGCCCCGCUAGAGGUACAUGACAGCCUCCGUGCUGUCCGCCCCAGCUGCCGGGGCCUGGCUCACCCGAGCCAGCUGCCCGCGGCUCCGCUCCCUGCCUCCCAGGGCAGCGCCCGGCAGCAGGGACAUCGUUUUGUUGCCGUUUUGUUGAAGACGUUGUUUAUCGCUGUUCCCGGAGCUCGGCUUUGUGCGUUUCUUGCUGCUCCUGUGCCCGCCGUCCUCCUCAGGGCAGCUCUCCGGGGCGGCCUCGCCACCGCCCGCAGCCCCCUCCCACGAUGGCGAUGGCCUGCUGCCCUCAGCGGCUGCCUCUCGGGGGUCCCUGGCCUGGGCUCAGAGCCUCCCUGGUGGCACCGUCCCAGGGUCACCCAGACCUCAAGGUGCUGUCCCUCAGCCGGAUCAGUGUUUCCCCAAAGGGGAGGACGCUCUAGGACACCUAGAGGGUGGGCGGUCACCAGCCCCGCCCGGCCCUGCCCGCCUACCGUGCUUGUCACAGCUGCAUUAAAUGCCAUCGCUGCACCCACCUCCCGCCUUCUCUAGGAUGCAGCGGGGUAGGCGCUGCUCCGUGGCCACCACGGCAGGCGUGGGGCCCGCCUGGCUGUCACUGACCUUCUGUGUGGCCCCAUGAGGCCUGCUGUCCCCUAGCACCUCCCCUCAGCCCCCAGCUGAGAAACAGGAACAGGCUGUCGGGACAUGCACCCCCUUCCCUGGACACUGGGCUGCCCCUGGGCCUGAGGCCACCAGGAGGCCCUCGGGCUGUUCUCCUCUGCCCUUAAGGGAUGCCUUCAGCCUCCAGGGGCCACAAGCUGCCCCGCCCUUGGUGACGCCUUGGAGUGCAGUCCUCGUGCCAGCGGCCAGCAGCCCACCGCCCUCUGGACACCAGGCUCGGGGCCCACCAGCCUGCCAGAGCAGAGUCCGGGGCUGGGCCCAGGAACCUCACCAAGCGCCAGGGGUGCCAAGGGGCACCACAGGCUGAGGAUCACGCCUGGUUUGUAGUGGGAAAGGGGCCUGCGGCAGAGUCUUCUGUCCCCCCAGGCCCAGGCCCAGGCCCAGGCCCACAGCAGCCACCCUAGGGCCUCUCUGCAGAGGACCCUACUCUCACCCACCGUGGGGGGCGGAACUGCAGCUUGGGCUCUUGCCAGCCACACUCUGCAGAGCCCCGUGGCCCAGGAAAUGGUGCCCAGCAGGUGGGGCUCCAGUCUCCAUGGACCUGAAACCCCCCACUGCAGAGACGCAGAAAUGGGUGAGGGGAGGGGACGGGGGCCGCCCUGUGGCUCAGCGGCAGAGCACUUGCCUGGCCCGUGCAGAGCCCCGGCUGCCAGCCCCCGCACUGUGCCCAAAAGAAAAAACAGUCACUGUCCAAAUGCAGAACAUCUGCACCUCGGAGAGCAGGGAGACAGAGCAGGCCCCAGCAGGGCUGCCCCUUAGGCAAGUCAGGAGGAGAGCGCACAGGUGGGAGGAGGCGUCUCAAACUGGCAAGAGAAGAACAACCUAGAACUCCAUGCCCAACGUUCACCCCAUAAAAGACCCUUAAAGAGAAAGAGCGGUGAGACCGCAUCAAGCACUGAACAGCAGCCGUUGGUGACUGAUGCUGUCCCAGUGACGUCAGGCCCCAGUGACUGUGGAGGCACACGGAAAGGGGCAGGUGACUGCUGAGCGCCUUCCAAGGGCUCUGGGCUGAUUGGGAGGAGGGGGAUUUAAAGUGUAAAGAGGCUGCGUGUUCACUGUAGCCCCCAGACGGUGCUGGGAGAACAAACACGGGGUGUUCUGUCACUUUCACAAUAAUAGGUGGUCCCCAGAGGGCACCAAGUGGGCGGGGAUGCCACGCAAUGGGGUGGGGAGGCUCCCCAGCACCAGUAAGGCCGGGGGCUUCGUCCCCAGCACCCCAAGAAAACAACAGCUACGCUAAUACUUUGGGAUACCCUGUCCCCCAUCGUUAGAAGCACAGAAUAAGAUCACAGAAAUAAGUCCAGGUGUCGGAGAGCCGGAGCUGCUAGGGAGGGGCUCAUGCCACCAAGUUCAAAAUCCAGCUGCAUCGUCUAUAGACACACCCCUGAAGGCACUGACAGGAAGAGCAUAAAGACGUUAAAAGAUACCAAAAGAAAAGCCUUUAGUUACAUAAAUAUCAGACAGAAGAGACCUUACGUGGGGGGCAGUCGAUGUCCCAGACCCCCCAAAGCUCCCACAAAGCCCAAGCAUUACUUAUUUUUCAGCAACGGGGAAAGGUACCCAGGGAUGCUUUAUUGCUGAGCUGAACCCUCAGCCUUCUUUUAUAUUUU
This is a messenger RNA of Urocitellus parryii (Arctic ground squirrel), 3971 nucleotides long. It is a transcript of the gene Ap1m1, whose product is annotated as adaptor related protein complex 1 subunit mu 1. Gene Ontology annotation, cellular component: clathrin adaptor complex. Lineage: Eukaryota; Metazoa; Chordata; Mammalia; Rodentia; Sciuridae. Gene Ontology annotation, biological process: vesicle-mediated transport; intracellular protein transport. The record is from RefSeq and is a predicted model, not a curated record.